Dichotomopilus funicola is the source of this 918-nucleotide messenger RNA. RefSeq lists its product as uncharacterized. The transcript is spliced from 3 exons. Lineage: Eukaryota; Fungi; Ascomycota; Sordariomycetes; Sordariales; Chaetomiaceae. Bases 1 to 918 code for a protein of 305 amino acids. The record is from RefSeq and is a predicted model, not a curated record.
AUGUCCGACUCAGCGACGCGCCGCGUCCAGGCCAUUGGCAGCCAGAUCGCCGGGAGCGGUUCGGUGCCGCCUCUCACCAAGGUCGCGCCGAGCGGGCCACGGGUUGCUGGGAAGGUGGUCAUCAUCACGGGCGCCAACUCAAUCCUCGGCAUCGGCCGGGCCUCGGCGCACCAGUUCGCGGAGAACGGCGCCCGGGCCGUGUACAUCUGCGACUACGAUGACACUCACCUAGCGGCGCACCAGCGCGAGAUCUCCAGCUUGUGGCCGGAGGUUGAGGUGCACACGCGCCAGUUGGAUGCCGCUGACGAGAAAGCGGUGAAGGGCGUGAUCGACGAUGCCCUCGAGCGGUACGGCCGCCUCGACGUCUUCUUUGCCAAUGCCGGCAUCUCUGGCUCGCAAGUCCCGUUUGGCCAGAUCGAGGCGGAUGAGUUUAUGGAUGUGAUGCGGGUGAAUUCGCUGAGCGUCUUCCUCGCAGCGAAGUACGCCGCGCCAGCGAUGCAAAAGACCUCCGCAUCCAAACCCAACCCCUCCGGCAGCAUCAUCGCCACGGCCUCGGUCGCGGGCAUCCGCUCCAACGCCGGCAGCACGCCCUACUCAGCCAGCAAAGCGACCGUCAUCUCCAUGGCACAGACGAUAUCCUACCAGCUCGGCGGCACCGGCGUGCGGAUCAACGCGCUCUGCCCGGGCCUGAUCGAGACGGGCAUGACGGCGCCGUUGUUCGAGGUGGCGCGGCGGCGUAAGACGGAGAACCGUAUCGGCCAACUGAACCCGCUGAAGCGCGCAGGCCACGCCGAUGAGAUUGCGCGGGUUGCGCUGUUCUUGGGGAGCGAUGAGAGUAGUUAUGUGAAUGGUCAAGCGUGGGCGGUCGAUGGCGGGUUGAGUUCCGGGCAUCCGUUUAUCCCGGGGAAGUUGGCCUAA